Molecule: messenger RNA, 1487 nt
Organism: Arachis duranensis
Lineage: Eukaryota; Viridiplantae; Streptophyta; Magnoliopsida; Fabales; Fabaceae
Product: probable serine/threonine-protein kinase PBL3
Biological process (GO): protein phosphorylation
Molecular function (GO): ATP binding; protein kinase activity
Source: RefSeq, a predicted model, not a curated record
AGAAGGAACUUUCGUUACAUGUUCCCUGUUUUUGAGGGUCUCUCUUCUUGUUGUUCAGCUUGAUUAUUUGUUUCUUGUUACCUCAAAGCAACUCAUCAUUUCCCUCUUUCUUCAAGCAUUGCAGAGUCCGUGAAGUUAAACAGUUGGCGGCUAAUAGCACAGUAAUGGGUAACUGCCUAGAUUCCUCAGCAAAAGUGGAUGCUGCUCACAGUUCAAGGACUUCCACUUCUGGGAUUUCGAAAGCGAGUCGCUCCUCUGCGGCCUCAAGCUUAUCCAUCUUGUCACACAAUGGAACCAGUGAUUCUUCGAUGAAGAGCGCCACAAGGAACUUUCGUCCGGAUAGUCUCCUUGGUGAGGGAGGAUUUGGCUAUGUUUAUAAGGGGUGGCUUGAUGAACACACUUUUACAGCUUCCAAACCAGGAUCAGGAAUGGUUGUUGCUGUCAAGAAACUUAAGCCUGAAGGUUUUCAAGGUCAUAAGGAGUGGUUGACCGAAGUUAAUUACCUGGGACAACUUCACCAUCAUAACCUGGUUAAGCUAAUUGGUUACUGCGUGGAGGGGGAAGAUCGGCUGUUGGUGUAUGAGUUCAUGCCCAAAGGGAGCUUAGAGAAUCAUCUGUUUAGAAGAGGACCACAGCCACUUUCUUGGUCACUUAGGAUGAAAGUGGCCAUUGGUGCUGCCAGAGGUCUAACUUUUCUUCACAAUGCCAAAUCACAAGUCAUAUACCGCGAUUUUAAAGCUUCGAAUAUCCUACUAGAUGCUGAGUUCAAUGCAAAACUCUCUGAUUUUGGCUUAGCCAAGGCUGGUCCUACUGGAGAUAGAACUCAUGUCUCUACUGAAGUUAUGGGUACUCGUGGAUAUGCAGCACCUGAAUAUGUAGCAACAGGGCGGUUGACAGCCAAAAGUGAUGUAUAUAGCUUUGGGGUUGUAUUGCUUGAGCUUUUGUCUGGAAGACGUGCUGUUGAUAGAACAAAAGCCGGUGUCGAGCAGGACCUUGUAGACUGGGCGAAACCGUAUCUAGGUGACAAAAGAAGACUAUUUAGGAUUAUGGACACCAAGCUCGAGGGUCAAUACCCACAGAAAGGAGCCUACAUGGCUGCUACUCUUGCUUUAAAAUGCCUUGAUCGGGAAGCCAAGGCAAGGCCGCCAAUGACAGAGGUUUUAGAAACCCUCGAGCAGAUAGAAGUCCCCAAAACUGCAGCGCGAAACUCUCAAUCAGGGCAGAAGAGAGUACAUGUUCCUCCAAGCCCAAGGAAGUCUCCUGGACAGAAUCUGUCCCCCAUGAAUGUUACUCGAACUUCAUACCCAUUGCCGCCUUGCCGAGAAUCCCCUCAUGUACAUUAAACCUUAUGAUCAUCUGUAUAUAAAUUCCUUUAUUUAUGAGAUUGCGUUUUUGACAGGAAUAUAAUGAGGUAUUCAUUUCUCCAACAUAAAACUUUUGUAGCAAAGAAUAAUAUAGAAAGGAAUAUGAACACCAUAUUUCCAUUA